This is a messenger RNA of Penicillium odoratum, 2757 nucleotides long. RefSeq names its product chitin synthase class III (gene chsG). Gene Ontology annotation, molecular function: chitin synthase activity. The record is from RefSeq and is a predicted model, not a curated record. Bases 1 to 2757 code for a protein of 918 amino acids. The transcript has 5 exons. NCBI's taxonomy places the organism in Eukaryota, Fungi, Ascomycota, Eurotiomycetes, Eurotiales, Aspergillaceae. Gene Ontology annotation, cellular component: cell periphery; cell septum.
AUGGCCUACCAAGGGUCUGGCGCGCGCGCGCAUUCGCCUGGCUACGAAGAGACUCGUUUGCAGGAUGUACCUCCUUUACAGUAUCGUGAAGACGAGGAUGCUUCGAGGGGACUGCUCUCACACCAGCAAGGUCCUUUUGCGACACCAUUUGAUGACCCUCACUCGCGCGGGCAAUCUCCCACCCGUGGGCACUCACCCAUGCGUCCCGCCUCGGGCUACAGCUUGACGGAAACCUACGCCACAGAUGCUGCGCCAACUUACCACGACCCCUACAGCACGGGCACUGUUUACUCAGGCCAGUCAGAGAAUCCCGCAGCCGCCUUUGGGGUUCCUGCUCGAACCGAAUCACCCUAUGCUCGCAGUGAGACUUCAUCAACUGAAGCCUGGCGCCAACGCCAAGCUCCCGGUGGAAAUGCCGGUGGAAAUUUGCGCCGUUAUGCGACACGUAAAGUGAAGCUCGUUCAGGGUUCCGUCCUGAGUGUCGAUUAUCCGGUCCCCAGUGCCAUCCAAAAUGCUAUCCAGGCCAAAUACCGCAACGAUCUUGAAGGUGGCAGCGAGGAGUUCACUCACAUGCGAUACACUGCCGCGACGUGCGAUCCGAACGAAUUCACUCUUCACAAUGGUUACAACCUGCGUCCGGCUAUGUAUAAUCGUCAUACUGAGCUGUUGAUUGCGAUUACCUACUACAACGAGGAUAAGACUUUGACUGCACGUACCCUGCACGGUGUGAUGCAGAAUAUCCGCGAUAUCGUCAACUUGAAGAAGUCCGAGUUCUGGAACAAAGGUGGGCCUGCUUGGCAAAAGAUUGUCGUGGCCCUCGUAUUCGAUGGAAUCGAUCCUUGCGAUAAGGAUGUCUUGGAUGUCCUUGCGACUGUCGGCAUUUAUCAAGAUGGUGUGAUGAAGCGUGAUGUCGAUGGGAAGGAGACCAUAGCCCAUAUUUUCGAAUAUACUACCCAGCUAUCCGUGACACCAAGUCAGCAGCUCAUUCGCCCCACAGAUGAUGGCCCUACGACACUUCCUCCGGUGCAGAUGAUGUUCUGUCUGAAACAGAAGAACAGCAAAAAGAUCAACUCUCAUCGUUGGCUCUUUAACGCGUUUGGUCGAAUCUUGAACCCUGAGAUUUGUAUCUUGCUUGAUGCAGGAACUAAGCCCGGCCCUAAAUCGUUGUUAUCACUCUGGGAAGCCUUCUACAAUGACAAAGACCUCGGAGGGGCAUGUGGUGAAAUCCACGCUAUGUUGGGCAAAGGUUGGCGCAACUUGGUCAAUCCACUGGUGGCCGCCCAGAACUUCGAAUACAAAAUCAGUAACAUUCUGGAUAAGCCUCUCGAAAGUUCAUUUGGCUACGUCAGUGUGUUGCCUGGUGCCUUCUCGGCCUAUCGAUUCCGUGCGAUCAUGGGUCGCCCUCUAGAGCAAUACUUCCACGGUGACCACACCUUGUCCAAGCAGCUGGGCAAGAAGGGUAUUGAGGGAAUGAACAUUUUCAAGAAGAACAUGUUCUUGGCUGAGGAUCGUAUCUUAUGUUUCGAGCUGGUCGCCAAGGCUGGCUCGAAAUGGCACCUGUCUUACGUCAAAGCUUCCAAGGCUGAGACAGACGUGCCGGAAGGUGCGGCCGAGUUUAUCUCGCAGCGCCGACGUUGGUUGAACGGUUCAUUUGCAGCUGGUAUCUACUCGCUGAUGCACUUUGGCCGUAUGUACAAGAGUGGCCACAACCUGAUUCGCAUGUUCUUCCUGCACAUUCAGAUGCUCUACAAUAUCUUCAACACCAUCCUCACCUGGUUCUCGCUGGCUUCAUACUGGCUGACCACAACUGUCAUCAUCGAUCUGGUCGGCACUCCCAGUGCAAGCAACAAAGAGACCGCAUUCCCAUUCGGCAAAGAAGCUACACCUAUCGUCAAUACCAUUGUCAAGUACAUGUACUUGGGUUUCCUGCUCUUGCAAUUCAUCCUUGCGCUCGGUAAUCGCCCCAAGGGCUCCAAGUUCUCAUACUUGGCAUCAUUUGUCGCGUUUGGUAUCAUUCAACUCUACAUUGUCAUCGAUUCACUAUACCUGGUCAUUCGUGCCUUCGGCGGAGGUGCACCAAUGGAUUUUGUGACCAAUGAGGGAGUGGGUGCCUUCCUCAAGUCUUUCUUUGGUUCCUCCGGUGCUGGUAUUAUCAUCAUCGCUCUGGCUGCUACCUUCGGUCUCUACUUCGUGGCAUCAUUCAUGUACGCUGACCCGUGGCACAUGUUCACCUCUUUUCCCCAAUACAUCGUGCUUCAGUCAUCCUACAUCAACAUUCUCAAUGUGUAUGCCUUCAGCAAUUGGCACGAUGUAUCCUGGGGCACCAAGGGAUCUGACAAGGCCGAUGCCUUACCUUCCGCCAAGACGACCAAGGACGAAGGCAGUAAAGAUGCAGUCAUUGAGGAAAUUGAUAAGCCCCAGGCCGAUAUUGACAGUCAGUUCGAGGCUACCGUGAAACGUGCCCUCACUCCCUAUGUUGCCCCUCAUGAAGACGAUGAGAAAUCCCUCGAAGACUCCUACAAGAGUUUCCGUACCCGGCUUGUGACCUUCUGGAUCUUCAGUAAUGGUUUCCUCGCCGUUUGUAUCACCAGUGAAGCGGUAGACAAGUUUGGAUUUACGAACACUGCCACCACCCGGACAUCCCGCUUCUUCCAAGCCUUGUUAUGGUCCAACGCAGUAAUGGCUCUCUUCCGAUUCACCGGAGCUUGUUGGUUCUUGGGCCGCACCGGCAUCAAGUGCUGUUUCGCUCGUCGUUAG